Molecule: messenger RNA, 447 nt
Organism: Staurois parvus
Lineage: Eukaryota; Metazoa; Chordata; Amphibia; Anura; Ranidae
Source: the annotation of a GenBank genome assembly
GUGUCCCUCGGACACAGCGGACCAUUGAUCCACGGAAAGAGCCGAAGAUGUCAUUUCGGUUAUGCGAUCAGCUGUGUCCAAUCACAGCUGAUCACAUGGGACAUGUACACUGAUCAUCAGAGCACUGAUGAUCAGUGUGCCCUAAUGAUCUGUGUAGCCCCAGCAGUGCCACCUGUCAGUGUCCAUCAGUGCCAGCUCUCAGUGCUCAUCCAUGCCACCUGCCAUCAGUGCCACAUCAAUGCCACAUAUCAGUGCCCAUCUGAGCUGCCUUUCAGUAUCGCCAAUCAGUGCCACUUAUCAAUGCCAGUCAGUGCCACCUAUCAGUGCCAGUCAGUGUUGCCUAUCAGUGUGCAUCAGUGCUGCCUUUAAGUGCGGCCUAACAGUGCCUGUCAGUGCCGCCUAUCAGUGCCGCCUAUCAGUGCCACCUAUCAGCGCCACCUAUCGGAG